Periophthalmus magnuspinnatus is the source of this 4554-nucleotide messenger RNA. RefSeq names its product DET1- and DDB1-associated protein 1. Gene Ontology annotation, cellular component: Cul4-RING E3 ubiquitin ligase complex. NCBI's taxonomy places the organism in Eukaryota, Metazoa, Chordata, Actinopteri, Gobiiformes, Gobiidae. The record is from RefSeq and is a predicted model, not a curated record. Gene Ontology annotation, biological process: positive regulation of proteasomal ubiquitin-dependent protein catabolic process. The transcript has 5 exons. The coding region runs from base 279 to 587 and encodes 102 amino acids.
GCAGCUCAGAGCCGCUGUGUCCGGUUUAGCUCGGCUAACACUUGUCAUGACAGUUUGAGCUGGAUUUACUGAACCCGGAGCGUGUUUUGCUUUACCUUUUGGACAGACUAUGGAGACAGCCGUGUCCGUUUGACAUGUUGUACCUGUUUCACACAAUCACCUGAGCAAACCCUGGAUUUAGCAGCAGCAGGAGUCUCUCUCCCGGCUUGGUCCUCCCGGCUCGGUCCUCUCUCAUCAGCACAGCGCCGUCCACCAGCGCCGAGGACAUUUCCUGCGUUAUGGAGAAGGCAGACUUUCUAAAAGGACUUCCAGUUUACAACAAGAGUAACUUCAGCAGGUUCCACGCAGACUCGGUUUGUAAAGCAUCUAAUCGAAGACCUUCAGUUUACCUGCCAACACGGGAAUACCCCUCAGAACAGAUUAUUGUGACAGAGAAAACCAAUAUCCUGCUGCGUUACCUUCAUCAGCAGUGGGACAAAAAGAAUGCUGCUAAGAAACGGGAGCAGGAACAAGGCGAGGGGGACAGUCCAGCACCCCCACGGAAAAUCGCCCGGACAGACAGCCAAGAGAUGAAUGAGGACUCAUAAGUGUGUGUGUGUGUGUGUGUGUAUGUGUGUGUGUGUGGAGGGCAUGGCCUAUGUAAACACAACAAGUAUAAUCGCAUCUGACUCAUAUGUAAACUAUUGUGUUGAAAUAUUUUAAGUGUUAUUGUUCGUAGCAGCUACUUGUUUCACUUUUCAGGCCAGGACUCCCAAAAUCCCCUCGCAACCAACCCGAAACCCGCAGUGUGAAAUGAAAUUGACGACCUCUUGUAAUAAUUUCAAGUGGCAAAUUGUUUCAAAUCAGUUUUAAUUGUGUUAAUUUAAUAAGUUUCUCAUGUUAUGUGGCCCAGUUGUAUGAACAUGUACAGCUGUCAGUCACGAAGUAGAUUCAUUACUUACACCGUUUUUAAUUAGACACCUCAGCAGCGUGGGACAUUUUUGUGCACAGUUUGUGUGUCCCUCCUUAUGUCUGGAUGGCUUUCCUCCAGGCAUUUCAGCUUUCCCCAUCAACCCAAAUCCUCCAGCUAAGGUAAUCCUGACAAAGCCUAGCUCAAAAUCUGGAGAUAAUUCACUAUAUGGCUUCUAACAGGUUGCUCAUCAAUGCAAAUUUCCCUCUGGAGAUCAAUACAUUAUCCCUUAACCCUUGACCAAAUCCACUUUAUUUACAUAGCACAUUUUAUAAACAAAACUGCCACUAAAGUGCUGCUCAACAUGUGAUCUUACAACAAUCAAACCAGUAAAAUGACAGAAAAGCAAAGCUAUAACUAUGUAAUAUAGUAAUACAUAAAUAAAAUAAAUGUAAUCUUUAAACUGUACCCAGCCCUAGUUACUUGAAAUGUUAUGAAGUUGUGUUAUGUUUAGGAGAAAUGGCCAGAAUGGAGCAUUAUACUGUGGUCUUGUUUACAUGGCGCCAUCCCCAGUGUGAGUGCUGUACUUGUGUUGAGCUGUAUGUGACGUGACCUCAUGGUGUGUAGAUCAGAUAUGGACUGGGUGGAGUCAGGAGAUAAUUUCAAAGCGAUGGCUCAAGCUUUUAAUGCAGAAAAACAAGAGGCAAUUUGGACUGUUUAUAGGCUAAUGACAUCACAUUCAAAUAGCUGCAAUUUUAUACUUAGGACUGCGUGAUUUUGGGUGAAAAAAAACGUACUGGCUUGUAAUUGUCAUAGUGUACAUCGUAAAUCACUCCGGGAGCGUUCAUAUUUGAGAGAAGACUGAAAUAUGAACUGAUAAACUAAUAGAAGAAUCUCAUGGAUUUCAGAGCAGGGCAGGUCCACUGAUUCGAUUGCGUUAUAUUGUGCAGCGCUUUGCAUGAGUUCUGUUGAAAAUCUAAUCAAAUGGGCUCUUUGCACAACAGCACACUAGCUACCUCACUGCGUCCCAGAGCUAACAGUCACUAAGAUUCAAAUUAAGUAAAAUAAAGACUACCUAAUUAUUUUUAUAUGUACAAUAAUUCAGUUUGUGGUGUUUCUUAUUAUAUUUAUACACUUAUAUACUUAUUGUGCCUCAAAAUUAGCAUUAGCCUAAUCAUUGAGACACGCAGAAGUGAAGGUGAAGUAUUCAUUUUGUUUGUAAAGUCUUGUAGUUAUGUUGUCAGUGACAUCCACACGCAGCUCUCUGUCUGCUUAUCUUUAAUUAACUAUUCAUUUUAAGGUGACAAAGAGAUAAAAUUGGACAGGAAGUAGUGAUGCUAACAGUGAGGUUGCAAGGUGCUACUGUGCACAGAGGCUAUUAACUAGAAUUCUUUGAUACCUUUUAUGCCCAGAGAUUGUUCACUGUGAAAUCACUGCUUGUAGGAUUUGGUGUUUAAUUUGCAAGAAGGCAACAUACAGUGAGGUUAAUUACUGUUGUAUACUUUUUAAGAGACUUGAAACCAAAUUGCUGCCAAUCCACUCCAAUCCUGUCCAAGUUGUUCUGCUCUCACUGAUCAAACAUGACGGCAGACAAAACUGAAAUGUUUACAAAGGUUAUUGCUCCUUCUGAGUGAAAAAGUGGCAGUAAUUUUCAUUUUUGGACCAGGUUUUAUCCGUGAAAUAUACUUGUUUUAUUUGCAUUACAGAAAACGGCCACUUUACUUGCCAAGCUCUUGAAGUUAGUUUGUUAUAACGUUACCAACAUUUCAAACACAAAUUAAAAGCACUAUUUUUGGUUUUACCUUGUGGUCCUAUACUAGUUACUCUCUAAUUUUCCGUAAAGGUCAAAUUUUGUUCAUUUCCAAGUCUAAAAAGGGCAAAUGAGCAUCUAGAUUCGAUACUAGUACGUGAGUAAGUAUUGUUUGUAACCAUAGAAACGACCAGAUCCAUUUAAAAACCUGAGCCAUCACUUUUUGAUCCUGGACUCGUUUAGCCCGCUGUCGUGCCAGGAGUCCUGUUUUGUGCAAAGAUGACUUUUGUUACUGUUUAAUUUUAAUAAUAUUAUUGUUUUUUGUCGAAUGAUUGACGUUUGGCGAUGAGCUUCCUGCCAGCCACAGUGCCCGCUCCUUUGGUCUCACUGCCCCCUCUGUCUGCAACAAGUACUACAUUUUACACAACUCCAUAUGAAUGCACUGUGAUGAAGAGCACAAGUAGUAGAAAUAACUUCCUUAUUAAACCCAAUAGAUGUGUAUGUGUGGUCAAUAUGCAUAGACUCUGCAAUGUGCUUAUAGGGUUAACUGUUGUGCUGGGGCUUAUAAAGUAGUAUUUUAUAUUUUACUACCACGACCAACUGUCCAGAUUACAGAACACACUUAGGACCACCUGGUAUCUACUGGUGAAAUCAUUACUUGUGGUUGUAUAUUUAAAAUGGCUUUAUUUUGUUCCUCAUCCAGAAUGUUACUGUUUUUGAUUGGUACAAAGAAAAAUACGUCAGAAUCGUUUAAUAUCAAAUCAAUGGCAUUUCUAAGGUUUAGCAAUAGGUUGUGUUCACGAUACUUAAUAAUAUGAUGCGAUAAUUGACUGAUUCAGAUGGAGAGCAGGGGACUGUUUAAGUCUACGGUAGUGUUAUAGAAUGCUUUUGGAAGAAAUGCGGAACUUGCACUGUUUAGGUUAUGGCGUAUAUCCCCUGAAAGUCUUUGAAAUUUUGUAAUACAACCAUUUUUUGAAGCUAAAACUUGUGGUACAAAUAACCUUAGUUCAUGUUUGCCUACAGAGAAGACGCUAUAUUGGGUAGGUCUUGUAAUUGCAGAGAUACUAACCAUAAUCCAGGGCAACAACCUACAUUUUGACAGUUAAAACAGCUCAAUAUGAACCUGAACUCAACCUAUUACUAAUCUAUAUUUGCUAAGUUUCAUGCAAUGUGUAAAGGACUAAGAAGAAUGGUCCCAAAAAUGUGUCCAUAAAAGUAAUUGACCUUCUCGUGUUGGUGCUGCCUGUAUUUGUGGUCUGCAAUCAGCCUCUUUCAUGUUUACAAUGGCGAAUUUAAACAAAUGCAAAACUAGCACUUAAAAAAAUGAGUCAGUAUAAUAGUUUAUCCAAACGAUAUGUCCGUGUUGUGAAAUAUUGGACAAAGUAACAUCUCCCGUUGGCUGUCGCGUUACGUUGCAUCUUAACGUGUCAAAAGGCUCGUGAGAGAAUCGAUUUUAUUGAAGCGUGAAUGGACCGGUCCGUUACCAGCUUAUCUCAGUGAAGAUGUUAUUGCAUUGCCUGGAAUGUUCCACAGUAUGGCAUUUAACUCAUCUAUCUUGCAUUCGUUUUGUUAUAGGUGUUUACAUCGCCUGCUUGUUUCCAUGGAGACAAGUUCAAUACUGUAGAAUAUUCUUCAUCUCAUGCUUUUUUUUUGUUGACCAUUGACCAUUUCUUUGUUUGAUUUUAUAUUUUUUCUGUUGGUUAAAUCAAUUUUGUGAAGCCGUGCAGGUUUUGAUUUCGGGCUAAAAUAAAUCGAAUUCAAGGAGGACAAGCAGGUAGCGGACCAUAGUGCGCCUUCAAAGCAUGUUUUGGUCAGACCGUUGGGCACACUCAAAGUCUUGCCCUGGUUUCAGUUUAUGUGUGAGGACAGAGAAACCUCUUUUGGCUUUGCUCAAAUAAAACUGGAUACAAACUGC